Molecule: messenger RNA, 5046 nt
Organism: Gossypium arboreum
Lineage: Eukaryota; Viridiplantae; Streptophyta; Magnoliopsida; Malvales; Malvaceae
Exons: 15
Coding region: 328-4491 (1387 amino acids)
Biological process (GO): mRNA splicing, via spliceosome
Cellular component (GO): U2 snRNP; nucleus
Molecular function (GO): U2 snRNA binding; protein binding
Source: RefSeq, a predicted model, not a curated record
ACAGUGAUUCAAAUAAAUUAAAAAAAAAGAAAAAGAAAAGAAAAGAAAAAUUGCAGACUCUAGAAAGAGAGAAGUGAGAACACCUUUGAUGUUUGCUCAUUUCACACCGCAGGGAACCAACUCCCUAACCGAAGCCUUCCUCUCCAAUCUUAACCUUAAAAUAUCAAAAUCAUAAAUCAAAAUAAAGAUCCUUCUAAUGUCCAGAAAACAUUUGAACUAAAAGGGUUUCGGAAAAAGAAAAUCUUUCCGAUCUGGAAAGAAGAAAAACCCUAGUUUUUGCACUCCACUGCCAAACAAAUAAAGAAAGGUAAAAAGAAAGGGGGCAAAAUGGCGCUUUCCGAGGAAGAGUGCUCAACGGCGAAGGCAUCUUCCUCUUCACCGGCAUCGUCGUCAGCGACUGUUUCUUCGCAAGGCGUUAACUACCUAGCCAAGUGUGUACUUAGAGGAAGUGCUAUCCUUCAGGUCGCUUACGGUCACCUCCGUUCUCCUUCUUCCCUGGACGUCGUUUUCGGCAAGGAGACGUCCAUAGAGUUGGUAAUAAUUGGUGAAGAUGGUAUUGCGACAUCUGUCUGUGAGCAGACUGUCUUUGGUACGAUAAAGGAUCUUGCCAUUCUACCUUGGAAUGAGAAGGUCUAUGGACAAAAUACACAGAUGCCUGGGAAAGACCUGUUGGUCAUUAUUUCUGAUUCUGGAAAGUUAUCUUUUCUCACAUUUUGCAAUGAGAUGCACAGGUUUUUUCCCGUCGACCAUAUUCAGCUUUCAGAUCCUGGAAAUGCAAGGGAUCAAAUUGGAAGAUUGCUAGCUGUUGAUUCAGCUGGCCGUUUCAUUGCUACUAGUGCUUAUGAAGACCGAUUAGCCUUUUUUUCCCUUUCAAUGUCUGGAGAUGAUAUUGUUGACAAGAAAAUAUUUUAUCCACCUGAGAAUGAAGGCAGUGGUAGUUCUACUAGAAAUGCUCAAAGAACUAGUAUACGUGGUACAAUAUGGAGCAUGUGCUUUGUUUCAAAAGAUCCUAUCCAAACAAAUAAGGAGCAUAAUCCUGUUUUAGCCAUUGUUUUAAAUAGGAAAGGUAAUACCCUGAAUGAACUGGUAUUGUUGGGAUGGAAUCUAUCAGAGCAUGCAGUUGACAUCCUUUCACAGUAUCUUGAAGCUGGACCACUAGCACAUAGCAUUGUUGAAGUUCCUCAUUCCUGUGGAUAUGCGUUGCUGUUUAGGGUUGGUGAUGCUCUCUUGAUGGAUCUUAGAGAUGCACGUAAUCCACACUGUGUGUAUAGAACAACCUUAGAUUUUUCAGUCCAUACACCAGAGGAACAUAUUUGUGUUGAAGAGUUAUGUACAGCACAUGAAUUUGAUGAUGAUGGGUUAUUUAAUGUUGCUGCAUGUGCUUUACUGCAGCUGAGUGAUUAUGAUCCAAUGUGUAUAGAUGGUGAAAGUGGAAGUGGAAAAACAACCUGCAAACAUGUUUGCUCAUUUAGUUGGGAACCGAAAAGCGAUAGAAGUCCGAGGAUGAUCUUUUGUCUUGAUACUGGAGAAUUUUACAUGAUCGAUGUUUCCUUUGAUUCUGAUGGCCCUAAGGUGAAUAUAUCUGAUUGCCUCUACAGAAGUCAACCUUGCAAGUCCCUUUCGUGGGUCGAUGGUGGGUUCCUGGUGGCAAUUGUAGAGAUGGGGGAUGGUCUGGUCCUUAAGGUUGAAAAUGAGAAGCUAAUAUACAAAAGUCCUGUUCAAAAUAUAGCUCCCAUCUUGGACAUGUCAAUAGUGAAUUACCAUGGGGAGAAACAUGAUAAAAUGUUUGCAUGCUGUGGUGUUGCACCUGAGGGAUCAUUAAGAAUCAUACGAAGUGGAAUUAGUGUAGAAAAGCUUCUAAGAACUGCCCCUAUUUACCAAGGAAUAAGUGGAACCUGGACAGUUCAGAUGAAAGUUACGAACUCUUAUCAUUCUUUUCUUGUGCUAUCAUUUGUUGAGGAGACCAGGGUACUAUCAGUUGGAUUAAGCUUUACUGAUGUUACUGAGUCCGUUGGUUUCCAACCUGAUGUCUGUACUUUGGCAUGUGGUCUUGUUGCUGAUGGCCAGCUCGUCCAAAUUCACCAAAAUGCAGUUAGGCUUUGUUUGCCUACUAAGGCUGCCCAUUCUGAAGGUAUCAUUAUGUCUUCUCCCGUCUGCACAACUUGGUCCCCAGAUAAUAUGAGUAUCAGUUUGGGGGCAGUUGGCCAAAGUUUGAUAGUUGUCUCCACUUCUAAUCCAUAUUUCCUUUUUAUUCUUGGGGUCAGAUCGCUAUCAGCAUAUAAUUACGAAAUAUAUGAAUUGCAGCAUGUGAGAUUGCAGUAUGAGUUAUCGUGCAUAUCAAUACCUCAAAAGCAUUUGGAGAUGAGGCAUUUAAGCUCUAAUGUAAACCUGGUGGAUGUUGGUGGAGCUGUUCCUCCUGUCGGAGUUGGCAUGGGUAUUACCUUUGUUAUUGGUACCCAUAAGCCUUCUGUGGAAAUUCUAUCUUUUGUACCUGAAGGUCUAAGAGUUCUUGGUGCUGGAACAAUUUCACUAACGACUACUAUUGAAACUGCUAUUAGUGGUUGCAUUCCUCAAGACGUAAGGCUAGUGCUUGUUGAUCAGUUCUAUGUUCUGGCAGGAUUGAGGAAUGGAAUGCUGCUUCGGUUUGAGUGGCCUUCUGCCUUCGCUCCUUCAUCGGAACUAUGCCUACGUAGUUCUAUUCCUUUUCCUGGGAAGGUUGAGAAUUUUUUAUUGAAUACAAAAUUAAAUUCGUUUGGAUCAGAAACAUGUUCUGUUAAUAUGGGUGAGAAAGAUGGCCUUCCUGUUACACUUCAAUUGAUCGCGACUCGUAGAAUUGGCAUUACUCCAGUUUUCCUUGUUCCUUUGAGUGAUUCACUUGAUGCAGAUAUUAUAGCUCUCAGUGACAGGCCUUGGUUAUUGCAUACAGCUAGGCAUAGCCUUUCUUAUACAUCUAUAUCAUUUCAACCUUCCACGCAUGCAACUCCUGUGUGUUCUGUUGAAUGCCCUAAAGGAAUUUUAUUUGUCGCAGAAAACAGUUUACAUUUGGUGGAGAUGGUGCACAGUAAGAGACUUAAUGUGCAGAAGUUUCAUCUUGAAGGCACUCCACGGAAGGUCCUGUAUCAUAGUGAAAGUAAGCUUUUAAUUGUGAUGAGGACUGAGCCAAAUAGUGACACAUGUUCUGAAAUUUGUGCUUUGGACCCCCUCAGUGGGUCUGUGAUGGCAUCUUUCAAACUCGGACCUGGAGAAACUGGAAAAUGCAUGGAACUAGUUAGGGCUGGAAAUGAACAGGUUCUAGUAGUUGGAACUAGCCUGUCUUCUGGUCCAGCCAUAAUGCCCAGUGGUGAAGCUGAAAGCACCAAGGGCCGUCUAAUUGUCCUCUGCAUUGAACAUGUACAACAUUCAGAUAGUGGGUCGAUGACGUUCUCUUCAAUGGCCGGGUCAUCUUCUCAACGAAACUCACCAUUUCGUGAAAUUGUUGGUCAUGCCACUGAACAACUAUCAAGCAGUAGUAUCUGCAGUAGCCCAGAUGAUACUAGUUGUGAUGGAGUAAAACUGGAAGAAACUGAAGCAUGGCAGUUCCGGCCGGCUUACACAACCACUUGGCCUGGAAUGGUACUUGCUAUAUGUCCAUAUCUAGGCCGUUACUUCUUGGCCUCUGCUGGUAAUGCUUUCUAUGUAUGUGCUUUUCCCAAUGAUAAUCCUCAAAGGGUGAGAAGAUUUGCAAUAGCGAGGACGCGGUUUAUGAUAACAUCAUUGACGGCAUAUUUUACUAGAAUUGCUGUAGGCGAUUGUCGUGAUGGUAUUCUUUUCUAUUCAUAUAAUGAGGACUCCAAGAAACUGGAUCAGACAUAUUGUGACCCAUCUCAAAGGUUAGUUGCUGAUUGUGUUCUUACUGAUGCUGAUACCGCCAUUGUUUCAGAUCGAAAGGGCAGCAUUGCUGUCUUGUCUUGUUCAGAUCGUCUUGAAGAUAAUGCAAGCCCUGAACGCAACUUGACGCAGACUUGUGCAUACUAUAUGGGUGAGAUUGCCAUGAGCAUCAAGAAGGGUUCAUUUAUUUACAAACUUCCAGCUGAUGAUAUGUUAAACAGCUGUGAGGCUCUGAAUGCAAGUCUUGACCCUUCACAUAGUGCUAUAAUGGCCAGCACACUCCUGGGAAGCAUAAUGAUCUUCAUACCUAUAUCAAGGGAGGAAUACGAACUGUUGGAAGCCGUCCAAGCUAGACUCAUUCUUCAUCCAUUGACUGCUCCUGUAUUAGGCAAUGAUCAUAACGAAUAUCGUAGUCGUGAAAACCCGGCUGGCGUCCCCAAGAUACUUGACGGUGACAUGCUAUCUCAAUUCUUGGAGCUUACAAGCAUGCAGCAAGAGGCUGUAUUGUCAUUUCCCAUUAUUUCUCCAGUUACUCAGAAGUUGAGUCCGAAACCACCACCUUCACCUAUCCCGGUCAGCAAGGUCGUGCAACUCCUUGAACGAGUCCAUUAUGCCUUGAAUUAAUAAUAACAAGAUGCUAUUUGAGACAGCGUUGAUGAAGGAGAGAUCAAUAACAGUAACAAAUAUGGCUUGUGAUCAUAGUUCUGACUCGAGAUAUCAAGGGAACAUCAAAAGUGGCAGUGUGAGGGCUGGGUACAAGAAGAUGACAACCACCGGCUGCAAUCAUGCACAUUUUGGUUUUAUAGUCCAUUACAGAAAUCGGAGGUUGGGUAACACAGCUGCAAGGCACAAGGAAUAAAUAGCUGAAGUAAAUGGGUAAAGUUGGUGCUAUGUUUUUCCCUUUGUAAGUAAUAACAUUGUAUAGUUGGUUCAAAUGGAAAAUGUAAGGCCUAAAAAGCAGCAAUUGAAUUGGGUUUUUUCUUCUGCAACAAAAUAUUACAUGUUUCUUGUUUAAUUUUUUUUUUUUUAAAAAAGCUCUCUAUUCAACCUCAAGAAAGAAGCGAAUGUCAUUUUUUCGUUUUUCUGUAAUGAUUUAGUUUGAUGGGUUCCAUGGCAUAAUGCCAGAAAUUAUUAUUUUUAAUGAUUUAAGUUGAUGGAUUUCAGAUAAAUUUAUUUUUA